GGCUCAUCAGGUUUUUGAUGCAGGGCGUUGGACAAAUUUCAUUGUGUGGGAUCAGUUUAUUUUGAAACGUGGAACAUUGGAUGACAGAUUUUUUUGUCACAUCUUUUAGAUAGCUAUUUAGUUGGACUUGAUUUUAAUUUUGUUGUGCAAGCAGAUACCUUUGUGAUUUCAUCUCUCAUGAACUGAAUUUUGCAGUUUCUAAAUUGCACAGCUUUUGUCAGGUGGACAGGAACUUUGAAGUGGAAAAAAGAAAAACAGUUCAUUUUUGUUCGCUUAUGCAAAGGAAAACCUCAAAGCAUCUUUUGUGUAUUGGAGUAUUCAUUGUAUAUUUAAUGUUAACAAGCAAGGGGAUGAAUGAAAAUAUCUGUAUUGUUAUUAACCAGGAAAUUCCAACACUUUAAAAAACACCAUAUUGCAUUUAAUUUCUAUUGUUAAUAUAUAAUACGUGACCAUAAACUGUGUGAUCCCGUAAUCAUCUUUCUUAAUCAUUCUUUACCGUGCCACACCUUUCUGUUGCAGCCUCCACUGUUCCUUUUCAUUCCUUCAGAUCUUCCUGUGGCUCUCCACUCUGUCCUACCACAAGUCCCAUUGCACCGUUUUUUUCUGUAAGCUCCACACCCUUCUUGGUCUCCUUGUCUCAUCCAUAAAUUCAUCUGCUAUCCUUCUACUCACUGCUCUAUAGAUAUCUGUGGCUCUUUGGCUGUUCUUUUGUACCCAAACAUACAUUUACCUUCACACUUUAGUGAGUUUUUCUCCACCUUUCACGCUGGCGGGCACCAUCCCAUCUAAAGGAGAGGAGGACUUUCUAACGCUUGCUGCCUCCCGGAUCAGUCGUCGCAAGCGUGUUAUAGGAGCGGCAGUAGGUGUGGCCAUGGUUCUGAUUCUCCUGGUCACCAUCCCUCUACUGGUUCACAACACUAAAGGAGGAGGAGCCGGCAAUGCGGGAAGCCAUUAUGAAAUGCUAGGAAGUUGUCGGAUGGUUUGUGACCCCUACACCACAUCUCAUGGCCAGGAGCUAACGGCUGUUUCACCCGCACCUGUUGAUUUUCCAAACCGGAAAGGGAAAUCUGGGUAUCGAGGACCUUCGGGAAUGCCAGGACCGCCUGGUCCACGAGGACCACCUGGAGAGCCUGGAAAGCCAGGGCCACAAGGGCCUCCUGGUCCUGGGCCUGGUGGUUAUGUGCCAUCAGUCUACAGCCCUAAGAUUGCAUUUUACGCAGGCCUGCGCAAGCAGCAUGAAGGCACUGAUGUGCUCAAGUUUGAUGAUGUGGUGACCAAUGUUGGCAACUACUAUGAGCCCAGCACUGGAAAAUUUACAUGCCCUCUACCUGGUAUCUACUUCUUCACAUACCAUGUCCUGAUGAGAGGAGGAGAUGGGACCAGUAUGUGGGCGGACCUCAAGAAGAAUGGACAGGUGAGGGCCAGCGCUAUCGCCCAGGACGCUGAUCAGAAUUAUGACUACGCCUCCAACAGUGUGAUCCUGCAUUUAGACGUAGGAGAUGAGGUCUGUGUGCAGCUGGACGGAGGGAAAGUCCACGGAGGAAACACCAACAAAUACAGCACGUUCUCUGGUUUCCUCAUCUAUGCUGACUGACAUGCUCACGAUGCUGCUCUACACCCUCAGAUGUACUGUGUAUGAACACACACACUCACACACACUCAAACAGCUACGUACACACACCAGGCUUGAAAGAAACGGACAUGGUUUAUACGGAGCAGAAGGGCUUGACAUACAUAACCGCAACCAGUUUCUUUCAUAAAGCAAGGGAAUUUCUGACACGCUGUUUGUAUGUGUGUAAAUUAUAACUAUACACUACUCCCAAUGCAUAUAAAUAUAUGUCUAUAUCUAUCCUGGACAGUGACACACUCAUAUUUUCAUGUGUACUUGUUAGUGUACUUGUCUCCAUUUUGUGUGUCAUUCAAAACCAGAGAUUCAAACUCACUAGUCGACAUGCUUUAAAUGGUGAACUGAGAUGCAUUUACACAUGGCUGGACCUGAAAGAAAAUUAGUGCGUAAAUGUCAUUUUCACUCACUAGACGGAGCCGCAGUGCACACACA
Carassius auratus (goldfish) is the source of this 2059-nucleotide messenger RNA. RefSeq names its product complement C1q-like protein 4. Gene Ontology annotation, molecular function: protein binding. The transcript has 2 exons. Lineage: Eukaryota; Metazoa; Chordata; Actinopteri; Cypriniformes; Cyprinidae. Bases 872 to 1594 code for a protein of 240 amino acids. The record is from RefSeq and is a predicted model, not a curated record.